UGCGUGGCCUUUUGGGGGAGAAUAUUUUCGGUUACUUUGCUUUUGUUUAUUAGUACUUUGUUUUUUCUUUGUUGAACAGACAAUAUAAUUACAAAUAUUUUUACGAGUUAGAAUAAUAUUUUGUUUCCAGUAAAUAUGGCUGAAGAAAAUGAUGGAAACUGCAUUGGAAAUUCAAAUAAAAACGAUGAAAAAGACGCUCUGAGUAAUUCCAAAGCAUUUUAUCAACCUUGCAUCGCAAAGAUGCCCACAGAGCGUAAUGCACCUUACUACAAUAUGAAUCACAAAAAUCGUGGCGUCGCAAUUGUUUUUAAUCACGAACACUUUGAUAUCGGCGGCCUUUCCAGACGAUCCGGUACCAAUGUGGACUGUGAAUGCUUGGUUAUUCGUUUGAAGACGCUCGGUUUUGAUGUUCAAGUUUUUCACAAUCUGGAAUACUCCCAUUUAUACGCACGAGUGAGCGCUGCUGCGGAUUUAGAUCAUUGUGAUAAUGACUGUUUUAUUAUGGUGAUUUUAACACACGGCGAACUAGGAAUUUUGUAUGCCAAGGAUUCGGCAUAUAAACCAGAAAAUUUGUGGAUGCCCUUUACAGCAGAUAAAUGUCCGAGUUUAGCCGGCAAACCGAAAUUGUUUUUCAUUCAAGCUUGUCAGGGGGAUAGAUUAGAUCCGGGUGUGACACUAAACAGAACGGAAACAGAUGGGCAUCCUUGGAGCUCGUAUAGAAUUCCGACACAUGCCGAUUUUCUUCUUGUAUACUCGACUAUACCCGGCUACUAUUCUUGGAGGAAUACCGCUAAAGGAUCAUGGUUUAUUCAAGCUCUAUGUACCGAACUGGAUGAAAGUUGUGAAUUGUACGAUUUACUUACACUACUCACAUUUGUUAGUAGAAGGGUCGCUGUCGAUUAUGAAAGUAAUGUUCCUACCGAUACGAGAAUGCACUUGCAAAAACAAAUCCCCUGUAUUACAAGUAUGCUUAUACGACUUUUAAAGUUAAAUAAAAAAGGUGUAAAUCAAUUAGAAAAUGAAGGUCAAGAUACCAAAUCAAGGGAAAAGUUUAAAAACAGUUUUAGCAGCAUGUUUCAAGGCAGAGGAAAAACUAAUAGCUAUAGAAUUAACUAUUAAGACUGCAAUUAUACAUAAACCUUUGUCGAGGUGUUCCAGCAAAUCAAAUGUGAAUGCCUUGUUUUUUGUAUUAUUCACUGCUGAGCCAAUAAAAACUUAAUUUUAAGCAAUAUUAAUCUGUUUAACAUUAUAAAAAACAAUUAUCGAUUAAGUACAUCUCAAUCUGAGGUUGUUACACACGUUUUAUAAGGUCUUUCAAAUAGUGUCUUAAAAAAUUAAUGCUCAAGAUAGCAUACACAAGUUUUGUAGUGUAAAUGAAGAUGCAUGUGAAGUGAAUUUUUAAACUUGUAGCCUGUAAUUUUUAAAAUACAAAUUACAAAGUUAAA
Messenger RNA from Photinus pyralis (common eastern firefly), 1445 nucleotides. Its product is annotated as caspase-1-like. The transcript is spliced from 2 exons. Gene Ontology annotation, cellular component: cytoplasm. Lineage: Eukaryota; Metazoa; Arthropoda; Insecta; Coleoptera; Lampyridae. The coding region runs from base 136 to 1119 and encodes 327 amino acids. Gene Ontology annotation, biological process: proteolysis; apoptotic process. The record is from RefSeq and is a predicted model, not a curated record.